AUGGACAGCCAUGAUUAUUUCAUCAGCUGGGGAACGGAGUAUUCCGUUGAAAUACAGCGAUUUGAAGUCCUCCAGAAACUCCGCGCAAGCUUUCUCAAUUCCUAUCAAGAGGUACUUGACAGACGACAAACGUUCACGCAGUUUUUUUCUCUUCGUUCUUUGAGAAGUUGCGAGCUGGAGAAGGAGUUGGAAAAGAGGAUGGGCUGUAAGCCUAUUUUCUUGGGUGCUCCUACGAGCGGUACGCCUGUUGGUUGGUUAGACAUUGUCCGUCACGGCAGGUUUCAACGACAAGACGAUAGUUGCUACCAAUGCACCAUUCAGGGAAGAUCUAUAAAGCUUGACCGGCAACUACAUAGCUUGGUCGAGUUCUGCCGCAGCCUUGCCCUCGAUGUUUCCAAAUCGCAGCCGCAUCAGGAAGACGUGCAAAGAGAAUUCAGGACAAAUUUGGGAAUACUGACUGAUCUCGAGAACGAAAUCAAAGACCUGGAGGGCUAUCGGGAGAGAUUAGAAGAGCUUAUACACUCCAUGAAGUUCCGCCAGAGCAAGAUAGAACUCUAUUUAGGCUCUGGUAAGAGUUCCCCUUCGUCAAAGGGUCUUUUGGGCGAACAUUCGAUCCCAGACGAGCCAAAUUCGAGUCCAUCUGGUAAAACUCACCAGGGACCAAUACUGGACUCCUCGAAUAACUCAAACAAAAAGGGAACACCUUUCUGUUCCGAUUGUGAAGGUCCUGCCCCAACAAUUUUGGACAGCUGCGCCGAAAAUACGAGCGAAGACGAGUUGGACAUUAAGGCUCCCGACGGAGAUAACGCAGGCAGCGAUGUCUCUAGCGAUGACACGCCAGGAGCAGAGACUUCUAGUGACAAGAACUCGAGGGAGAAAGAGGCGAGAGACGACAGUCCCAAAUAUUGCUCAGGUCAAAACAACAUCGUCAGCCUUAAACAUGGUAGCAAUUCUUCAAAGCUUGCAGGCCUCAUUGCUCCCGUGAACACAGCGUUCUCGGAGAAUCGAUUUUCGAUGUCCGGACCAACAGAAGAAGAGCAGACUGUCCCGAUGAAUUCUUCAUUUUCUCGAACCGUUGUGGAAAAGCAAAAACAACCCAUGUCCUCUCAAGUCUCCAUAGGCGUUGGGCACAAUGUGGCCCUCGAUCAGCCAGUGCUCUCUGCCCGCGCAUCCAAACGACAGAAAUUGGAUAGACCUCGGCUUGGCAGCGAUUCUGAGAAAUUGAUCGCUGUAGCUUGGAUGAAGUCCAAUUGGAACAAAGGAUGGACCCAGAAAAGAUUUGAAAUGGAAUACGGCAAAGUUUUUGGCCGCAAGCGAGUAUACUCUUCCCUCAAGCGGUGGAUAGAGGACCAAGAUGGGCAUCUACCUCCAAGACGGGAUGAAACUGAGGCAUUAGAUGUCCCAGCUUCGCAUUUCCGUGAGACAUCAUGGAAUGUCAUUCCUUCCUGGCCAACACCGUGCCCUCCAAAUGCGCAGAUCACAAUCCCAGAUUGCCUUGCCAAUGGCUCUUGGAACCAGUCAUACAACUUGGUGACAGCUCACGGUCCACCCUCGGUCCCCCGUUCAGUCAACCAGAUCACGAGUGGACUUCCAAACUUGCUAGACUAA
Penicillium paradoxum is the source of this 1608-nucleotide messenger RNA. RefSeq lists its product as uncharacterized. Lineage: Eukaryota; Fungi; Ascomycota; Eurotiomycetes; Eurotiales; Aspergillaceae. The transcript has 2 exons. The coding region runs from base 1 to 1608 and encodes 535 amino acids. The record is from RefSeq and is a predicted model, not a curated record.